UGUGGUGGAUUGUAACUACAUUUACUCCACUACUGGGGAGACUGACAGUAACAUUUUUUGUUUGAACAUCAGCAGCUCAGUGGUUAUUCGUGAUUAAUCUCUCAAACCUUGAUGCAAGGUACCAAUAUUCGUCUAAGCAGCUCUGACAAUGCCCUUCUGAGAGAAAGACAGAGAGAUUUUGACUCAACAACAAGACUUUCAACAUGUCGAGCACUCCGAUGGAAAACGGCUCCACAAACUCUGUUGAAGCCAAGAAAACAGACCAGAGAGUGAACGAGAAGAAGUGCUCAUGGGCCUCCUAUAUGACAAACUCUCCAACGGUGAUCGUAAUGAUCGGCUUGCCUGCGAGAGGGAAGACGUACAUGUCAAAGAAACUCACACGAUACCUCAACUGGAUCGGAGUCCCAACUAAAGUGUUUAACCUGGGCGUGUACCGCAGAGAGGCUGUCAGAGCUUAUAAGUCCUACGAUUUCUUCCGCCACGACAAUGAGGAAGCCAUGAAAAUACGAAAGCAGUGUGCUCUGGUUGCUCUGCAGGAUGUGAAGGCGUACCUGACAGCAGAGGGAGGUCAGAUUGCGGUGUUUGAUGCAACAAACACAACAAGAGAACGGAGAGACCUCAUUCUAGCCUUUGUGAAGGAGAAUUCAUUUAAGGUGUUCUUCGUGGAGUCGGUGUGUGACGACCCGGAGGUCAUCGCUGCUAAUAUUCUGGAAGUGAAAGUGUCCAGUCCAGACUACCCCGAGAGGCACAGAGAGAGAGUAAUGGAUGACUUCCUGAAACGGAUCGAGUGCUACAAGGUUACUUACCAACCGUUAGAUCCUGAUGAUUACGACAAGGACACGUCUUUCAUCAAGGUGAUGAACGUGGGCCGGCGCUUCCUGGUAAACCGGGUGCAGGAUUACAUCCAGAGCAAGAUCGUCUACUACCUCAUGAACAUCCACGUGCACUCCCACUCCAUCUACCUGUGUCGGCACGGAGAGAGCAACCACAACGUCGAAGGCCGCAUCGGAGGAGACUCGGAACUUUCUCCUCGAGGGAAACAGUACGCCAGCGCUCUGCGAGAGUUCAUUGAGGAGCACAAACUGUCAGAUUUGAAGGUUUGGACAAGCCAACUGAGAAGAACCAUCCAGACAGCGGAGGAGCUGGGAGUCCCUUACGAACAGUGGAAGAUACUCAACGAGAUUGAUGCUGGCGUGUGUGAAGAGAUGACUUACGAGAUGAUCGAGAACACAUUCCCAGAGGAGUUCGCUCUGAGGGACCAGGACAAGUACCACUACCGCUACCCAGGAGGAGAGUCCUACCAAGACCUUGUCCAGCGUUUGGAGCCGGUGAUCAUGGAGUUGGAGAGACAGGGCAACGUGUUGGUCAUCUGCCACCAGGCUGUGAUGCGCUGUCUGCUCGCUUACUUCCUGGACAAGGGUGCAGAAGAUCUCCCAUACAUGAAAUGUCCGCUGCACACAAUACUCAAGCUGACCCCUGUUGCAUAUGGUUGCAAAGUGGAAAUGUUUUAUCUUAACGUGGAGGCAGUGAACACACAUCGAGACCGACCUCUUGGUAAAAUCCCGAAGGACUCUACUCUCAUACAUCGGCGGAAUAGUUACACUCCCUUGUCCAGUCACGACCAGGUCAAGCGUCCCAGGCUCUACAGCGCGGGCAACCAGCCCUGGCUCCCGCUCGCCCCCACCCCGUCAGCUCUGAUGCCCGAGGGACGGCAAAGCCAACCUCGGAUAGGAAGCGGUUGCCUGAGUCCCUGUGCGAAGGAAGCGACUUUGACAGCCCAGAAGAAACUGGUGGCUGUGUCCGCUUCUGAGUGAAGAAGAAAGCCUCUUUUUCUCAUGGCAGAAGUUCUUUGUGGUCAGAUUAUGAGGUCGUUUUCUGAUCCUAUGUAUCUCAAAUCUCUCUGUUUACCUUUACUGUGCAUGCUGAGGCUUAGAACUGGGAGCCUAAGUAUCAUAAACACCUCUGCAUGUGCAACAAAAUCAAUCAACCAAAAAAGGAAAACAGGAAACGAAAUAAGCUUCAUUGUAAAUACUUCUAUGCCUUAUUGAUCUUGAUAGAUUUAGCUCCUCUGUAUGAAUGUAACAAGUUAUGCAUCAUUGAUGAAAACCCAUUUUCACUAUUGCAAAUAGAGCAUGUCAUAAAGUAGAUGCUGUAAAAAAUAUUUUUAUAAUACUUUCAUCUGCCAUGCAAACAAUCAGUAGUUGUGACUCUUAUAAAAUGUGUUAGCCAUCAUCUGUUAUGUCUCAUGUUAUUGAUUUGCUUUAGAUUUGAGCGAAUGUACUUGCUGGGUUCAGAAGGAAACUAAAAUAUUGAGUUUCUUUCUUCUGCUGCAGAGGCAUUUUACACAUCGCAUUGCUGGACAUACUGUAAACCAGCAGCCGUUAAAGAAAGUUACUUUUUUCUCACAAGCUGCCAUUUGUUCAUGCAUUAAGCUGGUGUAAUCUGUCACAAUGUACACUAAAUCCUAAAUGUUUCUUGCCUGUUUAUUCUAGGAAGGGAUUUUGUGCAGCAAAAACAUCAACAUGCUGACGGUAUGUUAGCUAUUUAUUCACAUUUGUGUUCAUGUUGUCAUCCUGGCCUAACAUUUAAUUUACCCGCUUUAUGCAAAAUUAUCUUUACCCCUUUAAAUUGUCUUUACAUCAGCCUUUUUCAAAAGACAAAAUCCUUUUAUUUUACUUGAUAAUAGACAGUGGCACAAGUUUAAUUCUAUGACUAUGUGAUAUUUAACUGUUGAUAAGUUUAUGCUCAAAGCAGCCUAUGUGUGCCUUUAAGGAAGACAAUAAAAGUGGAUUUUGAAGUGACAGGACAGUUUCUCCCCCGUAGAAAUGUAGGGGACAAGUAAAAGUUAUUUUAAUAAUGGCCUUCAUUUAAUUACUCUUUGUUUAAUGCAAAAUUGUCUCGAAAUUCUUAAAGAUCUAGAUUAAAUAUGACAAAUAUUCGGCCUCGGGGGCAUUACAGUAUGAUUAGAAGACAGAUAUGUGUGGAAGAGAUGGUCUGGGGACUAACUUCUUUACAUGUCGCUGUAACUGGAGUCAGACAAUUAUUCAGCCAACUGGAAGCAGAAGGAACUGUAAUUAAUUGUUUUAAAGAACUGCAAACUUGUGUGUUUGUGUCGUUAUAACACAAUAAAUGUGUUUUAUUCUCUUGAAAA
This is a messenger RNA of Centropristis striata (black sea bass), 3151 nucleotides long. RefSeq names its product 6-phosphofructo-2-kinase/fructose-2,6-biphosphatase 2b (gene pfkfb2b). Bases 204 to 1814 code for a protein of 536 amino acids. Lineage: Eukaryota; Metazoa; Chordata; Actinopteri; Perciformes; Serranidae. Gene Ontology annotation, biological process: fructose 2,6-bisphosphate metabolic process; fructose metabolic process. The transcript has 17 exons. The record is from RefSeq and is a predicted model, not a curated record. Gene Ontology annotation, cellular component: cytosol. Gene Ontology annotation, molecular function: ATP binding; fructose-2,6-bisphosphate 2-phosphatase activity; 6-phosphofructo-2-kinase activity.